GAGUCACAGAAACGUUUGAACAACGUGAGUUGUGUGAGUCGUUUUCUCAUCAGUUGUCUGUUCCAGUAAAGUCAUCACAAGUGAGAAAAUAAUAUCAGACUUCAUCUCAACACGGAUAAGACUACAAUAAAGUCACAGUUCGGAUCAUGGCUCUCAAUAAGUCCAUGCACCCCCGGAACCGCUACAAAGACAAGCCGCCGGACUUUUCUUACCUGGCCGCCAAGUAUCCAGACUUUCAGCAGCACGUGCACACCAGCCUCGCGGGAAGACCUGUAGUGAAUUUCAAAGAGCCGGAGGCGGUGCGAGCGCUGACCUGCACCCUGCUGAAGGAGGACUUCGGUUUAACCAUCGAGAUCCCUCUGGAGCGUCUCAUCCCCACCGUCCCCCUCCGCCUCAACUACAUCCACUGGGUGGAGGACCUCAUCGACGGCCAGAAGCAGCUACGCAGAGGCAUCGACAUAGGCACUGGUGCGUCCUGUAUCUACCCCUUACUGGGAGCCACCAUGAACGGCUGGUACUUUCUGGCCACAGAGGUGGACGACAUCUGUUUUGACUAUGCUACAAAAAACGUGGAGCAGAACAAGAUGUCUGACCUGAUUAAAGUUGUCAAAGUCCCUCAGAAGACUUUACUGAUGGACGCAUUGAAAGAAGAGACAGAAAUCGUGUACGACUUCUGCAUGUGCAACCCGCCUUUUUUUGCCAACCAGCUUGAAGCAAAGGGGGUAAACUCCAGGAACUCCCGGCGACCUCCUCCAAGCUCGGUCAACACGGGCGGGGUGACGGAGAUCAUGGCGGAGGGCGGGGAGCUGGAGUUCGUCAAGAGGAUCAUUCAUGACAGCCUGCAGCUCAAGAAACGCUUGCGGUGGUACAGCUGCAUGUUGGGGAAAAAAUGUAGCCUGACACCUUUGAAAGAGGAGCUGAGGAAGCAAGGGGUACCUAAAGUCACACACACAGAGUUCUGCCAGGGAAGGACGAUGCGUUGGGCGCUAGCCUGGAGUUUCUAUGAUGAUGUCACUGUUCCGUCCCCUCCCAGUAAAAAGCGGAAACUGGAGAAGGUGCGGAAGCCCCUGUCGUUCACUCUGCCAGAGGCAGGACUGAAGGAGCUCCAGGCCAAAGCUUCAGCUUUAGGCGGUUCAGCCCGCGGCCCUGUGGACAGUGUCACCGCUCUGCUGGAGAAAACACUCUCUGAGCUGCGGGUGCUACACAAGCAUGCCCCAUGCAGCAAGCAGGAGCGGAGCCUCUUUCUAACAGCUGUGGAGAACACCUGGAUCCACGGACGACAGAAGCGGCGUGAAGGGGCGCGCCACUUGCGAGAGCUUCCCAGGGCGCCUCACUGUGCUGGAACCAGCUCCUCUCAAACCACUCCAACCACAGCCGCACCUGCCACAACCCCGGCAUCUCAAACCCAGCCCGCCUCCACAGAGAACAGCAACACCCGGGGUGACAUCGCUGAAAACAAAACUCCGUCUGCACAGGAGCCAGCCAGUGAGCAGCAGCCGGCAGAGCAGACUGAAAAUGUAGCCUCUUCAAACGAGACGAGUAAAGAUGUCACGCAAAAUCCAACUUCAGACCGGAAAGAGGUCUUAGAAAAUGUGUCAAGUGAAGAUGUGGACAUGGAGUCUUCCACCUGCACAGACGCAGGGCAGGAAACGGGUCCACAGGAAGCACCUGUUGCAGCGAGUGGGCCUCCGUCUAAGCGACCCCUGAGCCCCGCUGCAGUCGAACAUUUCCUGUUUAAGUGUCUGCUAAAUGUGAUGCUGGAGGAGAGCGACGUGGUGAUUGAGAUGCACUGGGUCGAGGGUCAGAGUAAAGACCUGAUGAACCAACUGUGCACAUACCUGAAAAACACACUUUUAAGGUGCGUCGCAAAGCCUUAAAUGAUCAGAAAUGAUGUUUUUAGAUUUGAUUAUUGGAUUCACUGUGACUUCUGGAGGCUUAUUUCAGUAAAUAAUCAGGGGUUCACAUCAGCUUACCUUUUAAGGUAGUAUAUACUGUAUCGCAGCGUUUUGUGUUCAAAUUUGUCAAAACAUUUGAAAUAAAUGUACAGUUUUAUAACAUGUUUUCUACUUUAUGUUGCAUCUUUUCUACCACAGAUUACAGUGGGGGACCGACUCAUAUAUGAUGCUUAAAAUAAUUUGACGUGGUCUAUUUUUUUACACUUCUAAUUUGAAUAAACUUUUAGAAUAUUACCACACAAAACAAAAUAUCAAGAGAAAGUGUUUCACUCUUGGUGCAUACAUAGGCUAAAUAAACUAUGACAAACUUUACGUUGACGUGUCAUUAAAUACAUCUCAUCUAAAAAACUUACUUUAUGCAAAGACAACCAUUUUGGGCGUUUUCUUUAAAAACAUGCAGUGCAUUCACAUGGCCACAAGAGGGCAGUAGGCGUUCCUUUUACAAGGGAUUUAAAUCCUGUCAUGGUUAUUUUUAAUAAAGAUACAACUGUUUUAUUAGACAUCAUCUUUGUGUAUAUACCUUUUGAAAGUUGAUCCCAUUGUUUCAUGACAGCUUUGUCUUAAAUGUAUACGCAGCCUGUUUAAUUCAGGAUGUUCCUGGAGGCCCUCGGUCCUUCCUGUGCCUGGAGAGCCUUUUAGUAUUGUGGUACACUAUUAUAACUCUGUUGCAGGCGACAAACUUCCUGACCAGAGCUGAGUGAAUAACAGGAAGAGAUACCUAAAUAUCCAGGGCCAUGUGUAUGUACGUGCACAUUCACUGUGUGUUGCAAGCAAAAAAAAAAACAACUAGUUCCUACUUGAACUGCUUGUCCCUCAGAUAUAUCAGGACUUUGACUUCAGCCGCCUCUGUUUGUGUGAGAAUCAAUAGUCUGGCUGUUUCUGGGCCAUUUUGGACUGAUGUAAUAAGAGUAAUUACAUAAAUAAAUCAAACAGAG
Molecule: messenger RNA, 2890 nt
Organism: Centropristis striata (black sea bass)
Lineage: Eukaryota; Metazoa; Chordata; Actinopteri; Perciformes; Serranidae
Gene: mettl16
Product: methyltransferase 16, N6-methyladenosine
Exons: 10
Coding region: 147-1877 (576 amino acids)
Biological process (GO): rRNA base methylation
Cellular component (GO): nucleus
Molecular function (GO): 23S rRNA (adenine(1618)-N(6))-methyltransferase activity
Source: RefSeq, a predicted model, not a curated record